Molecule: messenger RNA, 1806 nt
Organism: Penicillium antarcticum
Lineage: Eukaryota; Fungi; Ascomycota; Eurotiomycetes; Eurotiales; Aspergillaceae
Product: arrestin family protein
Exons: 5
Coding region: 1-1806 (601 amino acids)
Biological process (GO): ubiquitin-dependent endocytosis
Cellular component (GO): cytosol; plasma membrane; cytoplasm
Molecular function (GO): ubiquitin protein ligase binding; protein-macromolecule adaptor activity
Source: RefSeq, a predicted model, not a curated record
AUGGCUCUCAGCUUCUUUAGCAGUGGUGGAAGCGCCAGCAGCGCUAAGUAUUUCGACAUUAGAUUGAACGAGGAUUAUAUCGUGUUCCGUGGUGGUGAACAUGAAGCCGCCAGCGCCCAUCUCCGGGGAACUCUGAUUCUGUGCCUGUCGGAGCCCCUCACGAUCAAGCAUCUGCGACUGGAGUUGACGGGCAUGUCGCGAGUUUGCUGGCACCUGCCGUCCACCUCCACCGCCGGAGGCCGCAAGUCGUGGCGCGAACGUGUAUUCUACGAUAAGACUUGGAGAUUCCGUGACCCCGGCAAGAGCAAGACUGAGGUUUUGCCUGCGGGCAACUAUGAGUACCCAUUUGAUGUGGUGCUUGAGGGGUCGAUGCCGGAGAGUGUGGAAGGUCUCUCGGAGACCUGGGUGAUGUACCGCUUCAAGGCAGAGAUUGGCCGCAAGUAUGCCAAAGAUAUUGUGUGCCGGAAACCACUUCGCAUCAUUCGAACGCUUGAUCCCAGCGCUCUGGAGUUGUCGCAUGCAAUGUCUGUGGACAACAUCUGGCCGAAUAAGAUCGAAUACUCCAUCAGCACUCCGACAAAGGCCAUUGUCUUCGGAACCUCCAUUCACGUCGACUUCAAACUGAUUCCGCUCCUCAAGGGCCUGCGCAUCGGCCAAAUUACGUCACAGUUGAUCGAAAGCCACGACCUCACCCUCAACCCCGAAGACCCCGAUUCCGUGCGCAACACAUACAAGAUCACUCGGACGAUCUUGACCGAUGAGCAUGAGUUGGACGAGGACAAUAUCGAGAUCAUCGACGAGGCCGCCGAGGGAUACCAGUGCACACGUGUGCUGGACAUGCCACAGACCUUGACCCGUUGCCUGCAGGACACCGACACCAAGGGUAUCAAGGUUCGCCACAAGUUGAAGUUCCGCAUUCAGUUGCACAACCCAGAUGGGCAUAUCAGUGAAUUGCGGGCUACACUUCCAGUCUCGAUCUUCAUUUCACCCCACAUCGCCAUCGAUGAGAACAAUAACCUCGUAGGGCAGACCCCUCAAUCCACUCGCAUUGCCGUGGACGACUUUGCGCACCAGGCACCUCCUCUUUAUGGCGAGCACACCUUCGAUCAGCUGUACAGCGAACUCGAUCCCAACGGUUACCGCACCCCCGGCCCUGGUAGUGGCCCCGGUACUCCAGGCGGUCCUCUCAGUCGUAACAUGUCUGCUGAGAACCUUGCCUCGAUGAAUGCUCUGACCAACACUGAUAUCUCGGCCUCGGCGCUGCACCACCGCCUGACAAACCUAAACGCAAGCCCGUUCCACAGCCGCACGCCAGCUGAGACCCCGCAUGAGGCUCAGUCUCCUACAGAGUACACCAUCCACCGUCAACUGGGCGUUCCCAACGACUACUUUGGGCCCUCUUCCGGCUCCAACUCACACAGCCAUGGCAGCCCCGAGCUGUCUCGCCGGCCCUCCGACGAAGUGGAGCCCGACACUCUCCCCUCGGGCAUGGCCACUCCCUUCCACCCCCAGUACGCCGAGGUGGAAACCCUCAGCCGGGUUCCCAGUUACUCAACUGCAGUCCGUUGCACAGUGCGCCCGCGUGACUCCGGUCUUCCGGAUUACAACGCUGUGGUAGCCAGCAGCCUGCCUACACUCUCCGUCCCCCAGUCUCCCCAGCAGGCACACAUCCGCAGUGGCCGUGCAAGCGGGGUGACGACUCCUUUAGAGGUGCAGAACCGCCCCGGAUAUUUCAACUCUCACGGCACCAAUGCUGAUGAUGAGGAUCGCAGACUUAGACUCGUUCAGGCUCGCGCCAGAGCAUGA